Messenger RNA from Candida tropicalis MYA-3404, 900 nucleotides. RefSeq lists its product as uncharacterized. Bases 1 to 900 code for a protein of 299 amino acids. Lineage: Eukaryota; Fungi; Ascomycota; Pichiomycetes; Serinales; Debaryomycetaceae. The record is from RefSeq and is a predicted model, not a curated record. The transcript has a single exon.
AUGAAUCGUUUAUUAUAUCAUACAUUGACUAGAAUGACUAAAGGUAAUAUAUCAGGGAAACCUAUUAGAAGUGCUGGAUGUUUGAUCAUUGGUGAUGAAAUUUUAAAUGGUAAAAUUCUCGACACUAAUUCAUAUAAUUUUGCUAGAUUUUGUUUUAAAGAUUUGUCCAUUCCAUUGAAAAGAACAAUUGUAUGUGGAGACGACGAAGAUGAUAUUAAAAAAUGUCUCGAUAUGUUGAUCAAAGAUGAUUUGGACUUUAUUGUCACAUCAGGGGGGUUAGGAAGUACACAUGACGAUAUUACUUAUGAAGUAAUUAGUAAAUAUUUCAAUGUGGAUUGUAAAUUAGAUAAAGAAGUUGUUGACAGAAUGAAUUCGAUCCGGGGUGAUUAUCUCAACAAGUUGAACCCAGAACAAAAGAAUGCAUUUUAUAGAAUGGCAACUAUUCCUUAUCCCACACCAGAAAACUCUUCUGUUAAAGUUGAAAAAUAUUUCUUGGAUGAUAAAUUAUGGUUCCCGAUUGUGGAGCUCAAUGAACAGGUUUAUAUUCUUCCUGGAGUCCCCCAGUUAUUUACUCAACUUAUACAGGACAUGAAACCCAUGUUGCAAUCUAGAGCUAUAUCAUCAAAUUUAAUGAGAAGAUACGUGCUGACAAAAACAGGAGAAACACAAUUGGCUCCAUUUUUGACUAGAUUACAACAUGAAUGUGAUGAGAAAUUCGGUAAAGGAGUGUUAAAAUUGGGUAGUUAUCCACAUAUGAAUUUGCAUAUUAAUACAAUCAGUGUUAUUGGUACUAAUUUAAACAAAGAGCAAUUAGACUGGGUAGUCAAUUCUGUAAUUGAAAAUGUUGGUGGUGGUGCCAAAGAAAUCAGUCAAGAACAAGAGGAUGAAAAUAGUAAAUAG